Macrobrachium nipponense is the source of this 531-nucleotide messenger RNA. RefSeq lists its product as uncharacterized. The record is from RefSeq and is a predicted model, not a curated record. The coding region runs from base 1 to 531 and encodes 176 amino acids. The transcript is spliced from 2 exons. Lineage: Eukaryota; Metazoa; Arthropoda; Malacostraca; Decapoda; Palaemonidae.
AUGAAGAACUGGAUCAGACUGACCAAAGAACAGUUCAGUAAUUUGUUGAACCGGGUGACACCUCUUAUUGAAAAAGUAGAUACUAAAUUGCGGAAAGCUGUGUCUGCUGCAGAGCGAUUAACCCUCACUCUUCGUUAUUUAGCAACAGGAGAAUCACAAGUGUCCCUUGGCUAUCAGUUUCGUAUUAGCCAUAAUCUGGUUUCAUGCAUCAUACCAGAGACAUGCAGAGCCAUAUACAGCGUGCUGAAAACAGAUUAUUUAAAACUUCCAUCAACUCCUGAGGAAUGGAAUGAAGUUGCUCUGCAUUAUUUCCAGCAAUGGAAUUUUCCAAAUUGCAUAGGGGCACUAGAUGGGAAAAGAGUGCUAAUUGCCAAGCCUCCACAUUCUGGUUCAGAAUUUUAUGACUAUAAAGGUCAUUUUAGUAUGAUCAUGAUGGCAUUAGUUGAUGCAUCUUACAAGUUCAUGUAUGUAAAUAUAGGUGCCAAUGAGAGCCAGUCGAUGGUGGUUGUUUGGGGGGAUAGUGUAGCCUAA